Messenger RNA from Rhinocladiella mackenziei CBS 650.93, 3030 nucleotides. RefSeq lists its product as uncharacterized. Gene Ontology annotation, biological process: nucleoside metabolic process. The record is from RefSeq and is a predicted model, not a curated record. Gene Ontology annotation, molecular function: catalytic activity; protein binding. The transcript has 4 exons. Bases 1 to 3030 code for a protein of 1009 amino acids. Lineage: Eukaryota; Fungi; Ascomycota; Eurotiomycetes; Chaetothyriales; Herpotrichiellaceae.
AUGCUCAGUCUCAAACAUGGACAUGGAGAAAACCAGAGGCAUAAGGAGCCUAAGAGAAUACGGCUGCAUGUAGAAGAUGAGGACGGACGAGGACAUUCCAGUGCGGGUAGAGCACGCCGCUUCUUGCAUGGCGAUUAUACAGUCGGCUGGAUCUGCGCCCUUGCACUGGAGAUGACUGCAGCCGAAGCCAUGUUGGACGAGACGCACCCAAAUCUACCUAACCCUCCCGACGAUGACAACAUAUAUACGUUAGGGCAGAUGGGUGUUCACAAUAUUGUUAUUACUUGUUUGCCCUCGGGGGUUUAUGGCACGACCUCAGCAGCCCUGGUGGCGAAUAAGAUGCAAUCCACCUUUAGAUCAAUCCGCUUUGGGUUAAUGGUGGGUAUCGGAGGUGGAGCGCCCAGCAAGCUCGUAGAUAUCCGACUAGGUGAUGUUGUGGUCAGCAAGCCUACAGAGAAUUUUGGGGGAGUUGUACCGUAUGAUUGCGGCAAGGCCAUCCGAGAAGGAGUGUUCAAACGUACUGGCACGUUGAAUAAACCACCCCAAGUGGUCCUGAAGGCAGUGUCCAAGCUACAAGCAGACAAGUCACAAUCGAGUAAGAUUACGGAGUACUUGGCUGAGGCGGCGGCUAGGCACCCGACCAUGACGAAUGAAUUCACCUACCUUGGUCCACAGGAGGACUGGUUGUUUGAAGCUCAAUAUGAGCAUGUGGAUUCAGAAAGCUCCUGUGAUAGGUGCGAUCGGAGCAGGCUGGUAAUUCGACCCGUUCGGCCUAGCAGUAACCCCGUAAUUCAUUACGGGCUGAUCGCUUCAGGAAAUCAAGUAAUGAGGCAUGGACGUACUAGGGAUAUGUUAGCCCAAGAGCAUGGCAUUCUCUGCUUCGAAAUGGAAGCUGCUGGGUUGAUGGACCAUUUUCCGUCUCUAAUUGUCCGAGGAGUCUGUGACUAUUCCGAUUCACACAAAAACAAGAAGUGGCAAGCAUAUGCUGCAGCAACAGCAGCGGGAUAUGCCAAAGCAGUACUCUCUGCGGCAUCAGAAGCUCAGAUUCCCAAACCAGUGGCAGCGAUCAUGGACACAUCAAUCAUAGGAAUAGAGACUUUCAAUCUUGUCGUGGACGAAGCGGCUAGCAAGGAGAAAGACCGAAUUCUGAACUGGAUAUCGAUGUUCAACUACCGACGGAAAUACAUCGACCUCUCUAAACGGCGGAUGAAGGGCACUGGACAGUGGUUGCUUAAAAGCAGCACGUUUCAGCAGUGGAUGUAUGGGGACCAGCCUCCGGGUCAUCUACUCUGGUGCUGUGGAGAUCCUGGGACGGGCAAAUCGGUUCUUGCCUCGUUGAUGAUCGAUCAUCUACUGGAUCUUUAUACCGCCGAAAAGUACGCAGUUAUUUACCAUUUCAUUGAUCAUCUAGAAGAAGCCGAUGGAACGUGUGUCGCUAUCUUACGAAGUCUUCUUCGACAACUUAGCCACAGACUUGAACCACUACCCAUGACCAUCACGACGUUGUAUGACAAACUCAAUACGAAGGACAAAGAGAUGGGGCUUGAGGAGACAAUGCUUGCGAUUCAGGCAUGUGUUAACAAAUUUGAUCGAGUAUUUGUUAUCAUUGAUGCCAUUGACGAAGCUCUAUCACAGGAGCGAAUCAUUUUACUGUCCUCUCUUAAAACCCUUGCGUCGUCAUGCAAGAUUAUCAUCACAAGUCGCCCACACCUAGAUGAUGUCUCCCAUGCUUUCCGUGGUGAUCCUCGGAUUGAUGUCGUGGCGCAGGAGGGCGACCUUCAGGUCUAUCUCCGUGCUCGGAUGUAUUCUACAUCUAACUCUUUUCUUGGUGAUGACUCUUUUACGGAGCAAAUCAUUCGAACGAUCAUAUAUCAGUCACGUGGCUUAUUUCUCCUAGCUGUUCUACACAUAGAUAAUGUUUUGAACGAACCUACAAUCGGAGAUGCACUGGCCGCCCUGUCUGGCAUUCCGAACAAUCUUCAGCUAACAUUUCAGGGAAUGUUGACAAGAAUAACAACUCAACAGAGUCAAUCUCGGGUAGAGCUUGCAAGAAAGGUUCUCUCAAUUUUGGCAUACGCCAAGCGGCCUCUGCAAAGCGAUGAGCUCUGCGAUAUUCUCUCAGUAAGGUCGAAUCAGAAGCAACUGGACAGACUAUUUUGCCCGUCGUGUGCCACCAUUCUUGAGUGUUGCGGAGGUCUGGUGGUAUUGGACCAGGACACAUCGAUCAUUCAUCUGGUUCACUUUUCGUUGCAGGAAUACAUUCAAAACGAUACUUUUGGCCAGAAAGCUGCUCCCCCCGUCACCAUGGGUAAAUUAUGCCUGGAAUACCUUAAAAUGGACGAUUUUGCACUUGGUGCGUGUGCACUUGAAGAAGACAUUCUUGAGCGUAUCGACUCCUAUCCGUUCUAUCCUUACGCAGCGAGGUGGUGGGGUUAUCAUGUUAAUGGAUAUGACUCCUUAGUCAAUUCUACCCUCGAGCUUCUCUGGUCCGGUCCUCAUCGAGCCAGUCUGGCGCAGAUGUUCAAAUAUGAUGCCGGGCUACGGGAAGAGUACUGGUGUGCAGAGGAAGCAAACAGCAACAACCCAUUGACAUUGGUCGCCUGGUAUCAUAUGCACGAAAUCUCAAGGAUCUUACUUGAUGAUUAUCAGAUACCUGUGGACAGCGCCACAUCCCUAGGAACAACUGCGCUCAUCAGAUCUGUAUCAGAAAAUGAUAUUAUACUUGCGAAGAUGCUUAUUGAGCGAGGCGCGGACUUAUAUAGGUGUAAUUGGUAUGGAUCAGCGCUUCAUUGCGCUGCGGAAGCUGGCCAUUGUGAGGUGGUUGAAUACCUGCUUGGACUAGGAUUGGACGUCGAUUUGAGGGACGACAAAGGAAGAACACCACUACAUUGUGCGGCUCAAAUGAGCCGCGUCGGCGUUGCCAAGUUGCUGUUACAGAGAGGCGCCAACAUCGACGCUACUGACGAUAUAGGCCUCACUCCUUAUCAGACCGGCCAACUGUUGAACGGGGUGCAACCUGAGAUGUAUUGA